AUGGCCGACAAUAAUAAGGAAAAGCUCGACGACUUGAGAGCGGUCGAGUCUCAGACUCAAGGAGAGUCGACACAAACAAAUGAGUUGAAACGAGACUUCAAACCCCAUCAGGUUUUCAUGUUCUCAAUUGCAUGUGCAAUCGGUACAGGACUGGUAAUUGGCACUGGAACCGCUCUUUCGAGAGGAGGCCCUGGCAGCCUAUUGAUUGCUUAUCUGCUGGUCGGAUGCACCGUCUUCUUUGUUAUGACAGCUUUGGGAGAAAUGGCAACCUUUCUCCCUAUGAAUAAGGGUUUCGGAGGUUAUGCUACUCGGAUGGUUGAUCCGGCUUUUGGGUUUGCUACCGGCUGGAACUACUUCUUCAAAUAUAUCAUGGCAACACCAACGAACUUGACAGCUGCCGGGCUGGUUAUUCAAUACUGGAGACCUGACUUAAACGUGGCAAUCUGGAUCACAGUCUUCGGAAUUGCCAUUGUCUUAGUUAAUGUCCUCCAUGUGAAUAGCUUUGGCGAAACCGAGUUUUGGCUCGGUUUUGCUAAGAUCCUUAUAAUGAUAACACUCAUCCUUUCGACUUUUAUUGUUGCCAUGGGGGGCGGACCGAACCACGAUCGAUCAGGAUUCAGAUACUGGAGAGACCCUGGUGCUUUUGCAGAAUACCUUCUCGAGGGACCAAAGGGAAGGUUCCUUGGCUUCUGGGCCUGCUGCUGCCAAGCUUGUUUCGGUUUCACUGGCACAGAGGUAGUAGGCAUGACAUUUGGGGAGACUCCUAACCCAAGGAAGAAUGUUCCUCGAGCAAUUAAGCAGACCUUCUGGCGGAUCGCAUGCUUUUAUAUCCUCGGUGUUUUAGUGCUCGGCAUGGCCGUUCCCUAUAAUAAUGAGCGGCUUAUUGGCGCGACGAAGCAAGCAACCAGCGGAGCUGCUUCUCCAUUUGUCGUCGCAGUCAGCUCGGCCGGAGUUGGUGUCUUUGCCGACAUCAUCAACGGAUGUUUGUUGGUGUUUACACUCAGCGCUUCAAGCUCAGAUAUUUACUGCGCUUCUCGGUCUCUUUACGGAUUAGCAAGAGAUGGCCAGGCACCACGGAUCUUUUCGAGAGCACGGGAGAAUGGUAAUCCUAUUUUUGCAGUUGCUUUUACUAGCAUGUUCAUCGGCCUUGGCUAUAUGAAUGCGAGUAAAUCCUCAUCGACCGUGUUUGGCUACCUAGUCAGCCUGGUCACUGUUUUCGCUGUCCUUAAUUGGGUGGCUAUCCUUGUUUCUCACAUUCGCUUUCGCCAAGCUCUCAAAGCUCAAGGCAUAGCGACCACUGACCUGCCCUAUGUUGGCGUAUUGCAGCCAUACGGGUCCUACUUUGCAUUAUCCAUCUCCCUCUUAGUCAUCAUGUUCAACGGCUAUGAUGCAUUCAUUCCCUAUUUUAAAGUUGAUAUUUUCAUUCUCAAGUAUCUUGGAUCGUUCAUGUUCAUGUUUAAUAUCACCUUUUGGAAAAUUACUAAGAAGACAACUUUCUGGAAUGCAGCAGAUGUGGACUUGCAUACAGGCAGGCGACAAUUUGAGGAAACGGAGACCGCUGAUGAUGCGGACUGGAACGAAGGGUUCCUGAAGAAAAUGUUGAGAACCAUCUGGAGAAAAAUCUAG
Fusarium oxysporum Fo47 is the source of this 1626-nucleotide messenger RNA. RefSeq names its product amino acid permease/ SLC12A domain-containing protein. Gene Ontology annotation, biological process: amino acid transmembrane transport. The coding region runs from base 1 to 1626 and encodes 541 amino acids. Gene Ontology annotation, cellular component: membrane. Lineage: Eukaryota; Fungi; Ascomycota; Sordariomycetes; Hypocreales; Nectriaceae. The transcript is spliced from 7 exons. The record is from RefSeq and is a predicted model, not a curated record. Gene Ontology annotation, molecular function: amino acid transmembrane transporter activity.